This is a messenger RNA of Otolemur garnettii (small-eared galago), 3448 nucleotides long. It is a transcript of the gene KIF19, whose product is annotated as kinesin family member 19. Lineage: Eukaryota; Metazoa; Chordata; Mammalia; Primates; Galagidae. Gene Ontology annotation, biological process: microtubule-based movement. The record is from RefSeq and is a predicted model, not a curated record. Bases 1 to 2985 code for a protein of 994 amino acids. The transcript has 20 exons. Gene Ontology annotation, molecular function: ATP binding; microtubule motor activity; microtubule binding.
AUGAAGGACAGCGGGGACUCCAAGGACCAGCAACUCAUGGUGGCGCUCCGGGUCCGGCCCAUCAGCGUGGCAGAGCUGGAGGAAGGAGCCACCCUCAUUGCCCAUAAAGUGGAUGAGCAGAUGGUAGUUCUCAUGGACCCAAUGGAGGACCCAGACGACAUCCUGCGGGCACAUCGCUCCCGGGAGAAGUCCUAUCUGUUUGAUGUGGCCUUUGACUUCACUGCCACCCAGGAGAUGGUGUAUCAGGCCACCACAAAAAGCCUUAUCGAAGGUGUCAUCUCAGGCUACAAUGCCACUGUCUUUGCCUAUGGCCCCACAGGCUGUGGGAAAACCUACACCAUGCUGGGCACAGACCAUGAGCCCGGCAUCUAUGUUCGCACCCUCAAUGACCUUUUCCGUGCCAUUGAGGAGACCAGCAAUGACAUGGAGUAUGAGGUGUCCAUGUCCUAUCUGGAGAUCUACAACGAGAUGAUCCGGGACCUGCUGAACCCUGCCCUGGGGUACCUGGAGCUGAGGGAGGAUGCCAAAGGGGUGAUCCAGGUGGCCGGAAUCACCGAGGUCUCCACCAUCAAUGCUAAAGAGAUCAUGCAGCUGCUGAUGAAGGGAAACCGGCAGAGGACCCAGGAGCCCACAGCUGCCAACCAGACGUCCUCACGCUCCCACGCAGUGCUGCAGGUGGCCGUUCGCCAGCGCAGCCGGGUCAAAGACGUCCUGCAGGAGGUGCGGCAGGGCCGCCUGUUCAUGAUAGACCUGGCCGGCUCCGAGCGUGCCUCCCAGACACAGAACCGUGGGCAGCGCAUGAAGGAGGGAGCCCACAUCAACCGUUCCCUGCUAGCCCUGGGCAACUGCAUCAAUGCGCUCAGCGACAAGGCCAGCAACAAAUAUGUCAACUACCGAGACAGCAAGCUCACUCGGCUCCUGAAGGACUCCCUGGGGGGGAACAGCCGCACUGUGAUGAUUGCUCACAUCAGUCCAGCGAGCAGCGCCUUCGAGGAGUCCCGGAACACCCUGACCUAUGCUGGCCGGGCCAAGAACAUUAAGACCAGGGUGAAGCAGAACCUGCUCAACGUCUCCUACCACAUUGCCCAGUACACCAGCAUCAUCUCUGACCUGCGGGGCGAGAUCCAGCGGCUCAAGUGCAAGAUCGAGGAACAGGCUGGGCGGGGCCAGGCCCGGGGUCGGCUGGCACGGGGAGACAUACGCCACAUCCAAGCCGAGGUCCAACUGCACAGUGGGCAGGGUGAACAGGCCGACAUGGGACAGCUUCGGGAGCAGCUCAUCAACGCGUUCCAGGAGCAGAUGGACGUGCGGAAGCGCCUGCUGGAGCUGGAGAACCAUGCCAUGGAGGUCCAGAUCGACACCUCCCGCCAUCUGCUCACCAUUGCUGGCUGGGAGCAUGAAAAGUCACGCCGGGCCCUCAAAUGGCGGGAGGAGCAGCGGAAGGAAUCCUACACCAAGGAUGACAGCGAGAAGGACUCUGACACAGGCGAGGAUCAACCAGAUGUCCUGGAGCCGCCAGAGGUGGCCGCAGCCCGGGAGAGCAUUGCAGCCCUGGUGGGCGAGCAGAAGAACCUUCGUAAGCAGAAGCUGGCACUGGAGCAGCGCUGCCGGGAGCUGCGCAUGCGGGGCCGGCGCCUGGAGGAGACGCUGCCUCGGCGUGUCGGCUCUGAGGAGCAGCGCGAGGUGCUCAGCCUGCUGUGCCGCGUGCACGAGCUCGAGGUGGAGAACACCGAGAUGCAGUCACACGCGCUGCUCCGCAACGGCGCGCUCCGCCACCGCCGCGAGGCGGUGCGCCGCCUGGAACAGCAUCGCAGCCUCUGCGACGAGAUCAUCCAGGGCCAGCGGCAGGUCAUCGACGACUACAACCUGGCGGUCCCGCAACAUCUGGAGGAGCUUUACGAAGCGUACCUGCGGGAGCUGGAGGAGGGCAGCCUGGAGCGGGCCACCAUCAUGGACCGUGUAGCCUCCAGGGCCCUGCAGGACAGCUCUUUGCCCAAAAUUACCGUGGGAGGAGCCACACUGACCCCAGAUUCUGACCCGGAGAGUGUGAAGAUGCUGAGCUCUGACACUCAGCACGUCCAGAGCAGCGCCCUCCCCACCCUCAGCACAGAGAGUGAAGUCCACCGUGUGUUCAAGGCCAGUCCCAGAGCCUGGCAGAUGAAGAGCUCCUCUGUGCCCACCCCACCUUCCAUCCAGAUUGGCAGCCUGGUGAGCCAGGAGGUCCCCACUCAGGACAGCCUAGGCAGCCGGAUCAACUCUUCCCCCGACAGUAGCGAGAAUCUGUCGGAGAUCCCCUUAUCCCACAAAGAGAGGAAGGAGAUCCUGACCAGCACCAAGUGCAUCUCAGUGAAGGCUGCCCGGAGGCGCUCCCGGGCCCUGGGCACUGAAGGGCGCCACCUGCUGGCGGCCGCGACAGAGCGCAGCAGCCUGUCCCUGCAGUCUCUGAGUGAAGCUGAUGACGUGCAGCCACCCGGCCAGUUGGCCUGCAAACGGCCGCCCAGCCCGACGUUGCAGCACGCUGCCAGCGAGGACAACCUCUCCAGCAGCACUGGCGAGGCCCUGCCCUUGGCAGUGGAGCAUCGAGGUGACGGCCCAGGGUCCUGGCUGCAUGGCCAGAAGAAAAAUCCAAGCAAGAAAAGGGAGGAGUCCCUGGAAGCCAAGAGGAGGAAACGGAGGUCCCGGUCCUUCGAGGUCACAGGGCAAGGGCUCUCCUGCCCCAAGACACACCUCCUGGGGACCACAGGACACUCCCGUCCUGUGGACCACAGGAUGCGCCCGUCACCUGGAACUCGGCAUCCAGGAAAGGUCACGCUGCCUUUGGCCAAGGUCAAACUCCCUCCAAGUCAGAACACAGGCCCUGGGGACACCUCACCCCUUGCUGUUCACCCUAACCCAGCUGGAAUUUCCCGACGGGCUACUCGUGGGCCCCGCUUGCCCCACGGCACAAGCACCCAUGGCAAAGAUGGACGCUUCCGGCAUAAAUGAGGGGCUUUGCCUGGGACUGGCUCUCUUGCUGCCCAAGACUAAAUGGGGUGUAGCAGGGAAUGGGACAUGGAGGCUGGGCAGAUGGGGAUGACCUGGGAGUGGGAGCUCAGGGUCUCAAAAGGCCAGGGCUCCUGCGAUCCAGGAAUUGCAGGGGUGUCUUCCCAACCCAUCCAAAAUUUCAGUGCCACCUGGGAAGGGAGGUGAAGCCAGGGAGAUGCCUCCAGAAUGGCUGGGCUCCUUGGCCUCCCAGCUCUGGACAGAAUGCUGUUGCCAAAACCCUGCACAGACCUGUGGCCAGUCUUGGCCUUGGAAUUCUGGGAGAGGAGCUGUUCUUGAGAUGAGGCCACUGGCCCACCUCUACAGCAAGGGCAUCCUGGAUGGUUGGGGAGGGGCCAACAGGCAUUUCUAAUAUUAUGGUUAGGGGUGGGGGAGGGAAUCUGGAUCCGAUUUUGUUACUUGGUAG